UUCCAGCGCUCGCUCUCAAGCCCCCCUCUCACUUACCCAGGACGCGCUGCUGCACAGCUAGGGCCAACGGUAAUCACUCCUUUCGUGCAGCACCCCUGCACACACGCUUGAGCACACGCGUGUGUGAGAUCCCGCCGUGGCACCUCCCUCUGUCUAUACUCUACUGCCGCUGUGCCAAUGCCGCAAUUUGGCCGCCGGCUCUCGGCAUCAUCUACUCCGGCGGCGAGACGAAGUGCAAUCGCUGCAACCCGUCGCUCGUCGGCCUUUUGCCAAGAACGACGUCCAGCCGAAUACCGAGACGGAGCCCAAGAUCCACCCGAUGCUGCUGCUGCUGCCCCCGCCGAGGAGGACUUCAAGCGCCCCCGCGCCGUGUCGCCAUCUGCUCUUUCCCCCGGCGGGCCUGAAGUCGACGACCUUGUUGCUGCUGCUGCUGCUGCUGCCUCCAAGGAGCCUGCGGCGGCGACCGUUCUUGCUGGUCCUGGUGGCUAUCUCUGCUCCUCCACCCGCUUGAUGAUGGAGAAGGCUGCUCCGGCAGCCCGCGAGCAGGACUGGCAGGGCGUCGGCUCCAGGGGCUAUGUCCGCGCUCGAGCGCCGUGCUUUCAGCCGGAGGAGCGGAAGGAGCGGGACGUGGAGGAUCAGAUCACCUGUCGGUAUGAAAACAACAAGCGAUUCUUUGGAUGCGGCCUCACGACGGCGCAUUGCGAGGAACAGCAGCAGCAGCAGCAGCAGAGCAAAGGGGGAGCCGCCCUGCUGCUACGAAACAACUCCAGCGUAUCGUCCACCAUGUCGGAGCCCGUGGAUAUCCCGGGGGCGAGAACCACCAGCAGCAGCGUCGAGAGCGGUGGCGGUGCGGCAGCCGAUGAGGAAGGAUGGGUCUCGCUGUGGAACACGUACACCAGGCUAUUCCCCGGGACCUUCACCGGAUGCAGCCCCCCCAGGUCCACGCCCCCUCUCGACUCCCCCCUGUACGCCGCUUCCCCGCGGGCGCCGCCGCCGCCGAUGGACGCCUCCCCGAGUAGGAGGAACAAGGCUUCGGGUACGGCAGGAACACCGGACGUCCGCGGCGGCGGCCUAUUGCCGGCGGCAAGGGCAAGCGGCGGGUAUCCGUUGCCCCCGGCAACGCCCGAGAGCGGCAGCGGCAGCCGUCUCCGGACAACGGCGACGGUGCGCCGCCGCCGCCGCCGCCUCAACCAGCGCCGCCCUUCGACGGCGGCGGUGCCGACGAGCCCCGGCGGCGGCGGCGGCGACGCGUCCUUGCCGGGAGAAAACGAUGCCGCCGCCACCGUUGCCGCCACCGGCGGCGGCUGCGCGAAAACGGACCCGGGUCCUUCCCUUCCGGCAUUAUCUACACCACGACCCGACGGCUGGUUCUCCUGCCACCAGUAUCAGCAGCCGGGGGAGGAAGAGGUGGUCGGACAUGUUGACGAAAUGCUGCUAGACGACGAUGACGGCGACGACGACGACGAGGUGCUACCUCGGGGUUACUCCUGGGGACGGCUCUCCCUGAUGCCGCUGGAGGAGGCGGGGCGGAAGCUCGGCACGUUCUCGGCAAAGGGCUUCUCUACGGGCGGCGGCGGCGGUGGCGGCGACGGAAGAGGUUGCCUUGACGUUAGCGUCUGCCAAGAGGGCGGCGGCGGCUGUGCUGCUGUUAACUCCGAAGACGACUUGGACGAUAAUUCUGAUGCGGACCUUGAACUGUCAGAAGGGCUCAUGUUCGACCUUGAGAUGUAGUGCUAGUGGUUGGCUUUUCCGGGCGAGGGUCUCGCACUCGUUAGUUACUGGCAUCCGAUCAGUCAGUUGGGUAAAAACGGUUAUGGGAGAGGGGUUGGAAGAAGUCCAAGGUCAUGGGGGUGCAGCCGCGAGUUGGAUUAGUCGCACGGCAACCCGAAACGGGUGUGCUGGCGCCAACGUCUUGAGGAGCGUUUAGAGGCUUGAAUCGCUGCGUUCGGCGCUGUUACCUUCACCUUUUCCGACUAGCACCUGUUUCGGGUGCCCCGUCUGCGUGACGCGACAUGCGGUUCGCACGUUUUCUUUUUUAAAUUUCCUGCGGGCUUUUUGUUUUCUGUUCUUUUUUUUUUGGUAGCGGGCCAUCCUCCGUGUUUCGUGACUUAUUUUACACCCCAGCAGGACCUGGGGUUGUCAUUUAAUCACGGCUGAUGCUAGCCACGCGCUCUUCAUCUUUGGUUGAAUGUUCUUCUUGACCGUCCGGCCAGGUAGUAUAGGUAGGGAGGCAGCGGGGGGCUCCGAAGGGAGCGCC
Molecule: messenger RNA, 2257 nt
Organism: Ectocarpus sp. CCAP 1310/34
Lineage: Eukaryota; Phaeophyceae; Ectocarpales; Ectocarpaceae
Source: the annotation of a GenBank genome assembly